AUCUGAUCGUCGUGUGCUGUAGCUGCUGCUUGGUCUUUGCAGGCGACGGAGUUGUCUCCCGUGGUCUGGAAGCUGAGCUCGACUGUUGCUGCAUCGGUGGACACUCGUUUGCUUUUACGGCGUGCUCGCGAAGAGUCCGUCCCGCCACCCUCGGCUCCCACGCAUCGUCUCUGGAUGAACGAGGUCCCGCGACACCAACCAAUUAUCUCAAGCUCGUUCACAGCACAAUGCCACGGCGAGCAGCAGCAAAGAAAGCUGUAAGGCUCUCUGCACGCCAAUUGGAGAGCUCUCCAGUACCCUCCGACCGAGAGGACUCCUCGUUGAUGUUCGGUGAGCCGUCCAAGGCCAGGAGUCCGGUGAAGAUCACUUAUGGAGGAAAGGCCAAGUUUCGAAACUCUUCGAGGAAAAGUAACGGUGCACUCCCACAGAGCCCCUCUGCCCCCGCUGGCUCUCGGAAGUCUCCUGGUGCACAUGCCCGCGCGCUUCCGUCUGAGAAGAAGUUGCGCUUGAGGACUGCCCAGAUCAGCCCCGCUCGGACCAUAGACAGUCUGUCACCGCUGACUGAAUCUGAUUCCGACUUUGACUUGGAGCUUCCUCUGCCCACUCGCCCAAGCGGGCGCCGCGAGAAGCCAUCUACACCACGGAAGGGAUCCUGGAAGGAGUCCUCGAAGAACUCCCCCCUAACCCCUCUUACACCCUCCCGUACGAAAUUAUCUACACCGAAGACCACAUCUAGUAAAAAGCGACCACGACCUGUGACACCCACUAAAGCUACUGCAUCAGACUCAGAUAAUGAGAGCGCAUUGACUCCUUUACCCUCGCUCAGCCCUUCUAUCAAAUCUACUGGCGGAACUCCUACCAUUGAUCUCACGGCGGAUGAGGAGACUCAAUCUCAUCUCCCAAAGGCUAUCCCUGCUAGCCUCAUAUCACAGCUGUCAUCGCCAUCGCCAUCAGAACGCAUCCAACGCGCGACCGCGGCGCCUACCACUGCUGUAUCGGAAGAUGUCAGAGCGGACGAUGCAUGGAGUCUAGCCAAGCUGGGCACAUUUGUUUGGUUAAGGCUGGACAACCGAGGGGAAGUUGUUAACGAAGGGACGGAGAGCAGCGAUGAGGAGUAUUGGUGGCCUGCAAAGAUUGUUCAUUCAGAUGGUUCGCUGCAAGUGUCACUCUACGGGGAAAGCCCCCGCCGCUCCAGAGUUGUCGACAUUAGCUCACCCUCACCUGCCAACGUUCAACCCGUGGCUCUGAGCGGGCUGCCCCGCUUCAAUGAGCACACCUAUCGAUUCAGCAAACGACCCAGCAAUACCCUUCAGUCUCCGCGGAAAAAGCGGAAGUCAGACAUCGAAACGCGGUGGAAAGCCGCACGAGACCAGAUGGUGGAUGCAGAAGCAGAAGCCAAUGACGGUCUGCCCAUGCUCCUCUCUGGCUAUGUUGAGAGAAAUUCCUCGCCGCCAUCGCCGGUCAGACGUUCGCCUGCGAAGAAGGCAUCGGUUGUCGAGCUAAGAGCAUCGAGUCCCUUGUCCGAAGAGCCUGUCAGUCCACGGAAGGCAUGGAGGGCGCCCUCGUGCGAUCCAACGUACGAUGUCCCUGGCGAACUUGUGCUCGCAAAAGAGAAGCGAGGGUAUUCAGAUUACUGGCCUGCGCAAAUCCUUGAAUACAUCAAGCCCACGAACCCGAAGCAGAAGCCGAAGUUCAAGGUUCAGUACUACGAUGGGAUCGUGAAGACCAUCGAGAAGAAUAUGUUUUUCACUGCUUUCGAGAAGGGCUUCAAGACUUGCAAGCUGGGCCGCGAUCAGUACAACUACCGCAUGUUCGAGGACGCCGAUGAGUUGACCACCUCAGAGAUGGCCAAUCGCUUCAUUUCAGAGCCGGUGGACGAUGACACCCUCCGCACGCCCAGUCCCCCGCCGAUGCUUCCUCCUCCUGCCUCCGAAGACUUUUACAAUCUGUCGGUUGCUGAGCAGUUUAAAUAUGUCAACCCGGUUCUUGCAUGUGUGAUCGAGGGAGAGUACGGACCCGCGAAGGAGCGGCAUGACGGCUUCAUGCAAGGAGGCAAUGCCAGGCGGAAGGUCUGCAAUAGCGGCUAUGCCAGAGGGUCGUUGCCGCCUGCGCAGGAGGAGGAGUUGCUGGGGCUUAUCACGCGGUGGACCCGAAGGCGGGAAAGGAGACGUGAGUUGGGCUUCCCUUUGGACGGUUCAAGCAGGCUAGCGGUGCCGUCCGUUAACGUACAUACCAAUGGCGAGGGACAGCCGUCACCUGCCGAUGAGAGUACCCAGGCGCAAGAGGCUGCUGCUUCGCAACAAUCAUCGAUGUCUAUCUCAGAUUCAGACCUGCCGCACUCGGAGGCAGAAGCGCCCCCUUCGUCGUAUAAUGCCGCUGAUGUUGUGAUGGAGGACCAGGCCGUUAGGGUCGCAUCUCCCAUCGGCGAUGCCUGUGACAAGGCUGAAACCUUCCCGUCAGAGCCCAAGCCGAAGGAACAAGCGGCUUCGCAAGUGCAUCAGGACGCGCUAGCAGAAGCCAAGCUAAUGGAUCCGAGCGUGACGUCGGCGCAUGAGCUCGAGGUUCAAUCUGAUAAUGCACGGCCUCAUUUUGCGGACCUGAACGAGGUCGAUCGGAUAACGUACUGCGGAAGUGUCCUGUUGCCUGAGGCUGUCCUACAGCUUGUGCUCUGGAAGGCAGGGCAGCGCACCUCGUACGAACUGCUUCCCGCUAGCGAAGAGCAGCGCCUCCAUGAUAUCGCCGUCGCCAAAGUCAACGAGACAUACUGGGUGCACGAUAUCAUUAGAUUGAAACGCGUAGCGGAAGGACGCCUGCUGCAGUCUGACGACCGGCCGCCUGCGCCCGGGUCGUCAGUGAUGGCAGGCACGCGGUCGCGGCCACGAAGAAGAUGAGCCAGCGUUUGGGAUGAACUUCUUGGCGUGGUAAGAUAUCUGCCGUUGUAUUUGUGUGGAUUGCUAUCGUAGUGUUUUGCUAUACCCACGGAAUACAUCACUGGAGGAGUUGUUUAUUGACAUUGCCAUGAUGUUGAACGGUAACUGAAUGAUAAUUCUGUGUGGUUUGGAU
This is a messenger RNA of Laetiporus sulphureus 93-53, 3063 nucleotides long. RefSeq lists its product as uncharacterized. The record is from RefSeq and is a predicted model, not a curated record. The transcript has 9 exons. NCBI's taxonomy places the organism in Eukaryota, Fungi, Basidiomycota, Agaricomycetes, Polyporales, Laetiporaceae. Bases 228 to 2891 code for a protein of 887 amino acids.